This is a messenger RNA of Aspergillus homomorphus CBS 101889, 638 nucleotides long. RefSeq lists its product as uncharacterized. The coding region runs from base 149 to 586 and encodes 145 amino acids. NCBI's taxonomy places the organism in Eukaryota, Fungi, Ascomycota, Eurotiomycetes, Eurotiales, Aspergillaceae. The record is from RefSeq and is a predicted model, not a curated record. The transcript has a single exon.
GGCCACGGAACAACCAUUGGUCCGGUGUUGUCGAUCGAUGGUGGAGUCACGGUGCACGGGCCUUCCCUUCCCAUAGUCUGGGGUAAAACAACCACAACUACUACUCAAUGACCCCGCGACGAGAAACAACUUGUACUAAGGGACGAAAAUGAACGGCGAUGACCGAAAAGCCAUCGCGGAAUGGAUUGGCCGCGUCUCCUCGGAGCUGCCGUCGACUCCUCCGACUGACCCAGAAGAUGACGACCGGGCGGAGAGUAUUCCACAGAGAAACCCUCACCAGUUAGCUCAGCAGAAGCGCAAGCUUUCUAAUGCAUCAAUGGCACGGGCCAAUUUCAGGAAAAGACCCCACUGUGAAAUCACAAUCUGUGAUAAUGCCGGCACACAGUCCUAUCAAGAUGGCAUAUCCCUAUCGCCUUCUACGACACAGUCAGAGUCAACUCGACAAACUCACAACCUGGCUCGUAUCAGGGCACAGCUGGCCUUUGCUGCGCCAAAAGUGAUAUUCCUCCCCAGAGCAGCAGACAUUGAAAGCCACGAUGCGCGACGCCUUUGGGACCUUCUGAGAUCGGCUGGCCCAUUAGAUUAGGUGGGAGCCCCAUGAGGAUGAAGUCAAAAAGAUUGCGGCACGAUCAAACAAA